Mycotypha africana is the source of this 969-nucleotide messenger RNA. RefSeq names its product 4-dihydromethyltrisporate dehydrogenase. Lineage: Eukaryota; Fungi; Mucoromycota; Mucoromycetes; Mucorales; Mycotyphaceae. Bases 1 to 969 code for a protein of 322 amino acids. The transcript has 3 exons. Gene Ontology annotation, molecular function: aldose reductase (NADPH) activity. Gene Ontology annotation, cellular component: cytosol. The record is from RefSeq and is a predicted model, not a curated record.
AUGCCUGAACAAGUUAAGUACGAUACACUCAAGCCCACUGGCAACAAAAUCCCUCUUGUUGGUUUUGGUACCGCACGUAUUCCCCCCGAGGAAACUGAAGAAGUUGUUUAUAAUGCUAUCAAAUCCGGAUAUCGCAUGAUCGAUGGCGCUUAUCUCUAUGGCAACGAAAAAGAAGUUGGUAAGGGUGUUAGACGUGCUAUUGCAGAUGGAAUUGUAAAGCGUGAAGAUCUUUUCAUUGUUGGAAAAUUAUGGAACAACUUCCAUUCCGCUAAACAUGUCGCUCCCAUUUUCGAAAAGACCCUUGACAACUACGAGUUUGAUUAUAUUGACCUUUAUCUUGUUCAUUGGCCAGUUCCUUCCGAAUAUAUUGAUCCCAAGGAGUUCUUAGGUUUCUGUCCUAAGGGUCAAGACCUUAAAUGGGAAAGGUCACCUAUGCAAGAUUGCUGGCGCGAACUCGAGAAGCUUGUCGAUGCUGGCAAGAUUAAGAACAUUGGUAUCUCUAACUUCAACUGUCAAUUGAUUCUUGACUUACUUACAUAUGCUCGUAUUCAUCCAAGCGUUUUGGAGAUCGAACUUCACCCUUACUUGCAACAAAAACGUUUGGUCAAAUGGGCUAAGAAGGAAAAUAUUCAUGUCAUUGCUUAUGCUUCUCUUGGUAAUAUGGUGUAUGACGAAGUACCUGAAAAUUUGAAGAAUGUGCCAAAGCUCAUGGAGCAUGAAACUGUCACUAAGAUUGCAAAGAAGCACAACCGUAAUCCUGGUCAAAUAUUGUUGCGUUGGGCAGUUCAGCAAAAAAUUACGGUUGUACCUAAGAGUGUCAAAGAGUCUCGUAUGAAGUCGAACUUGGAUGUGUUCUGUUUCGAAUUGGAUGAUGAGGAUAUGAAGGAUUUAGAAAGCUUGAAUAUAAACGCUCGCUUCAAUGACUUGGUUGAAAACAUGUAUGGUUUUGAACUUCCCAUUUUUGAAUAA